Messenger RNA from Pteropus alecto (black flying fox), 991 nucleotides. It is a transcript of the gene IL17C, whose product is annotated as interleukin 17C. Gene Ontology annotation, molecular function: cytokine activity. Lineage: Eukaryota; Metazoa; Chordata; Mammalia; Chiroptera; Pteropodidae. Gene Ontology annotation, biological process: inflammatory response. Gene Ontology annotation, cellular component: extracellular region. Bases 1 to 732 code for a protein of 243 amino acids. The record is from RefSeq and is a predicted model, not a curated record. The transcript is spliced from 3 exons.
AUGGCGUGGAAUGAGCGACCCCGCCCCAGGGUGGGUUGUACCCCAACUUUCCAUAGGGAACAGGGAAAGUCGGAGUGGCAGCAAGGUGCCCCCUUCACUGGGCACUCCCUGACCACCUACCACCUGUUCCAUCAGCUCUUCUCUGGCCUCCUGCUUCUGCUCUGGCUGCCUGCCACCCUGGCCCACCAUGGAACCUCACUCUGGAGAAGCCCCCACGCCCACACCCAUGGGACCCCACGCUGCUACUCAGCCGAGGAGCUGCCCCUAGGCCAGGCCCCAGCACAUAUGCUGGCUCGAGCUGCCAAGUGGGAGCAGUCUUUACCUGUAGCCCUGGUGUCCAGCCUGGAGGCGGUGGACCGCAGGAAGCGGCAUGAGAAACCCCAGGCUGGGACCCGGUGCCCGGUGCUGCGACCGGAGGAAGUAUUGGAAGCUGACAUCCACCAGCGCUCCAUCUCUCCCUGGAGAUACCGCGUGGACACGGACGAGAGCCGCUACCCGCAGAAGCUGGCCGUUGCCGAGUGCCUGUGCAGGGGCUGCAUCAGCACCAAGACCGGCAGAGAGACUGCUGCUCUCAACUCCGUCCCGCUGCACCAGAGCCUGCUGGUGCUGCGCCGCCGGCCCUGCUCCCAGGACGCCACGGGGACACCCACUCCCGGGGCCUUCGCCUUCCACACCGAGUCCAUCCGUGUGCCCGUCGGCUGCACCUGCGUCCUGCCCAGGGCGGCGUGGUGACUGCCAGCCUCAGCUCUUCCCCCCUGGGAUCACCUCCCAGACUGGACAGUGGGGAUCUCUCUGUGGAGAGGGUCCCUCCUAUUUAUGUGUAUUUAUUGGUUAUUUAUAUGCCCUAAGUGACUCUGCUUCCACUGCCCGGGGGCCCUGGGCAGGUACCAGGGCUCUGGGCCUCUGGUUUGAGCUAAGAACAGUGGAGACCAGCCACUGGAAGGACCAGGUGACCCUGUGCUGAUCAGGCCCCACCUGGAUACUCAGACAC